Seminavis robusta is the source of this 1587-nucleotide messenger RNA. Lineage: Eukaryota; Bacillariophyta; Bacillariophyceae; Naviculales; Naviculaceae. The record is from the annotation of a GenBank genome assembly.
AUGAAUGAGAAGACGGGAGAGCUGACCGUGACGACCAGCAGUGGCAGUCCAAGUCUUUCGACGCGAAGCAGUUCGUUGUCGAGGAAGGCCCAGAAACGUUCGUCAAGCGAAAGGCCCAGUGCGUCGGCAACGAAUGACCAUGGAAUGGACGUUGUCGACCACCGGCAACGAUCGGUAUUGAGUCAUCCCUUGGGACUCUCGCUGCUCUCAGCUUUUCAAAAGGGUCUCACGGAAAUCAUAGUAAGCAAAGUUGACGCAGCAAGCGCCCGGCUUGGAUAUCAUGCGCUUCCUGAAGUGAACGUCAGAGCAGAAGCUCACGAGAAACCCCGUGGAUUCAUUGGCAUUCUUUUGACGAACACAGGAUCCAAGGAAGAAGCCUACAAGUCGACCCCGUAUGCUGCGGUUGCAUUUGGGCUCAAGACCGAAGACUGGUGGAGAAAGCUAGAUCAAAACGCAAAGUAUUUGAACCUGAUGAGGGACUGGAAAGAAUCCAAGAAUCCAAAAUUCGAUCGACCGCUUCUCUUUGCCGUGGUGACAAUCAAAGAGCAAACUGAUGGAAGCAAGGAAAAGACAAGCGUCCGAGGCGAAGCAAAAGUCGAGUUUCGGAUUGGAGUCUUUCUCUGCUCUCCGCACGACAAAAUAAAGUACCGCAUGACGCUGAUUUGGCACGCCGCAUCUGACAACCUGGGAAAAGCGUCCAAGUUCUUCGGAAAACUUCUGCGAGUAACCUCCAGCUUUCAACAGUGGCGCGACAAGGAUGGUUCGUUGCCUGCUUAUCAGUAUCUGAGCUCCAACUGUUGCAAAAUUACAGACUGUGUCCUUCGGUGCUACGACAACAGACUUCAACGAACCAACCGUUCAUACGACAUUUACCUGGAUGAAAAAUGCAAGGAAAUUGUGGGCGAGACAACUGAGGUGUUGUCCUGGCAAAAAGCGAUGGAUCCCGAAUCGAUAGGCGAUGAGCAUGAUCCCUUUUGGCAGAACGAGCGAAGUUUUGGAAAGCAACCAGCGCUGCAAGUAUUAUCUAUUCCAUACAGAAAGGGCAGACAUUACGCAAAGAAACUCUCGGACUUUCUUCCUGUAGUUGACAAACUUGAGAAACUGCACAAGUGUGGAUACGUCCACGGUGACAUUCGAGCCUUCAAUGUUGUGUUUGGAGACGACAAGGAUGAAGGCUGGUUGAUCGACUUUGACUACGGAGGCAAGGUAGGGGACGUGAAGUAUCCAAGCGGAUACAAAAAAGCUCUGGCUGAUGGCGAUCGCAUUGGCGAGCAAGAGGAACCGAUUAAGGUGUGGCAUGACUGGCACGCACUGGCAACGCUUAUGUUUCAGAUUCAUCAGCCUGCAGAGACAGAUCGCAAGAGCAACAAGGAUGCGUUGGAUAACCUUCAACGAGUUCAACUAGUAUGGCUCAACCGUGACGAGGAUCCAAGCGAAACAAACAUUGCUGAGCUAAAAACGUCAAUAGAGGAGUUCGAUGUGCCCUUGAAACCAAGUCUUAUAUUCAAACUGGAGCUUGACAGGGUGAAGGAGGAGGGAACAUUGCAUUGGGCAACUGGCAGCCCAGCGAAAAAGCCUGGGCCUUGA